Molecule: messenger RNA, 650 nt
Organism: Hippocampus comes (tiger tail seahorse)
Lineage: Eukaryota; Metazoa; Chordata; Actinopteri; Syngnathiformes; Syngnathidae
Product: acidic fibroblast growth factor intracellular-binding protein B-like
Exons: 3
Coding region: 335-622 (95 amino acids)
Biological process (GO): platelet aggregation
Cellular component (GO): nucleus
Molecular function (GO): fibroblast growth factor binding
Source: RefSeq, a predicted model, not a curated record
AAAUCACUUCCGGUGACGGAACCCGGAAGUAGGCGUAUCUGUUUGUGUGUAUGUGACGGCUGUUGUUGACAGUUCUGUACGUCACAUUAGUCUCAUACAAUCGCCCCAUGUGAAACCUUGAGAAAGACUAUAGCUUGUCAACUCACAGUACACUUCCAUUUUUUAUCAUUUAGCUAUUUCGUUUUGGUCUGAGUGAGUGUGUGUUCACUGUAUGUUUCGCGAUUUAGCGACUCGAAGCUAGCCCAUACUAGUCGGCCUAGUGAAGCGAAUUCACCAAAAGAUGUCUUUGUAUUUAAUUGCCUGACGUCGUUUGGGAGGAGACUAAAACAAGCAGAUGGCUGUGGAGCUGGAUGUGUUCGUGGGUAACACCACUAUCAUGGACGAGGAGGUUUAUCAGCUCUGGUUAGAUGGAUAUACAGUAAACGAUGCAGUGAAAGUUCGAAUGGAGGGCGGAGCACUGGACGAGUGCGAGGCAAACGCGGACGUGCUGUUGAGUGAUACCAUGGACCAGUAUAGAACUUUCCAGAUGUGCGAGCGUCUGCUGCACAGUCCAUCCAAACUGGCCAAUCAGCUGCUCUUCCAGAUCCCGCCUCAUCGCCAAGCCAUGCUUAUUGAGAGGUGAUGUGCUUUUCCUGUCUGAACACGUUACU